This is a messenger RNA of Aureococcus anophagefferens, 825 nucleotides long. RefSeq lists its product as hypothetical. The transcript has 2 exons. NCBI's taxonomy places the organism in Eukaryota, Pelagophyceae, Pelagomonadales, Pelagomonadaceae. The annotation marks the transcript as partial. The record is from RefSeq and is a predicted model, not a curated record. Gene Ontology annotation, molecular function: protein binding.
AAGAAGUCCGCAAAGCUAUUCAAGCGCGCCGUGGAGCUUGGCAACGUGGACGCGAUGUCAAACCUUGCGCACUUGUACGAUAACGGAGAGGGCGUCAAGCUGGACAAGAAGAAGGCGGCGCAGCUGUGGCGCAUGGCCGCGGAUAGGGGCGACGCGUCCGCGCAGCAAAACGUGGCGCUCGUGUACUUCAACGCUGGACGAUUCGCGGAGGCCAUCCGUUUCUACAAGCGGGCCGCGGAACAAGGGCUUUCCGACGCGCAAUACAGCCUCGCCGUCUGCUUCGAACAAGGUAAGGGCACGGAGGUCGACCUCGCCGAAGCCAAACGCUGGUAUCGGAAAGGGGUUGAUCGCGGAGAGGCACAGUCUCGGAACAACCUCGCGGGCCUAUUAGGCGCGGAAGGACGCCAUCGCGAGUCCUUCGAGCUCGCCGCGGAGCUGUACGAGCGCGCCGCGGAGCUCGGAGAGGUGCACGCGAUGGUGAACCUGGGUAUGCUGCUGAGGACGGGAGAUGGAGUCAAUCAGGACCGGGAGAAGAUGUUCCAGCUGUAUCGCUCUGCCGCGGACCGCGGCUUCGCUUGGGCGCAAUUGAAACUCGGCAGCGAACUGCAUCAGGACGGAAAAGAUGAGGAAGCUUUUCCGUUCUUGAAACUGUCAGCAGAACAGGGCAAUGCCACGGCCGAGUUGUUCGUCGGAUAUUAUCUGUCGGGGUUAUGGCCAGGUGUCCCUCAGGACCGCGCAGAAGCUAUACGCUGGUUCGAGCGCGCGGCCGCCAAAGGCGACGAGGGUGCCAUCCGCGCUCUCGCGAGUGAGCUGGUUCGUACUUAG